Penicillium pulvis is the source of this 1851-nucleotide messenger RNA. RefSeq names its product flavin-containing monooxygenase. NCBI's taxonomy places the organism in Eukaryota, Fungi, Ascomycota, Eurotiomycetes, Eurotiales, Aspergillaceae. The transcript has 3 exons. Gene Ontology annotation, molecular function: N,N-dimethylaniline monooxygenase activity; flavin adenine dinucleotide binding; NADP binding. Bases 1 to 1851 code for a protein of 616 amino acids. The record is from RefSeq and is a predicted model, not a curated record.
AUGGCAAUCCAACACGAUGGCAAAAGCCAGGGACACCCCGAUCUCCCCCCGGUCGCAGUCAAACCUAUUGAAUCCACUGAGGCCUAUCGCACCAAAUGCCCUGUCGCAUACGAACUCUCGAAACUGCCUUUCAACCACCCCCGCCGAUUAAAGGUGAUUGUCGUUGGAGCGGGCAUCAGUGGCCUGUCAUUGGCACAUGCAGUUGAAACGCAACAACUCAAAAAUGUCGAGCUGGUGAUUCUUGAAAAGAAUGCUGGCAUAGGCGGGACAUGGUACGAGAACCGGUAUCCGGGGUGUGCCUGUGAUAUUCCGGCGCAUAAUUACCAGUUUACUUGGGCCCCCAACCCGAAAACAUCGUCAUUUUACAUUACUGCUCCCGAGAUUCUCGAGUAUCUGGAAGACGUAGCAGACAAGUUCCAUCUGACGAAAUACAUCCACACACACCGAAAAGUGACCGAGUCUCGUUGGCUGGCCGAUAAACAGGUAUGGCAGGUUACCAGCAAACGGACAGACGGCCGGCGGACUGUCGUCUCCACUGCCAAUGGCACAACGGAGGGAGAAGUCGGAGAGGAUAUUGUGGAAGAGUGCGACGUGUUUAUCAAUGCUAGUGGCUUCUUCAACAACUGGCGUUGGCCUGAUGUCCCUGGACGCGAGGAAUUUCGUGGGGUGAUGGCACACAGCGCAAAUUACAACCCAGACGUGAGCCUGCGAGGGAAACGCGUGGCGGUGAUUGGCAAUGGCAGUAGCGGGAUUCAAGUGACCGCUGCGGUCCAGAAGGUCGCCAGCCAUAUGUCGGUGUAUCUUCGGAACCCGACCUGGGUCACUGGAAACAUGGCCUCUCGCUUCAUUCCCGCAGGCCAGACAAACCUUGUUUUCGACCAGGAGCAGAAGAAGAAAUGGGCAUCCAACCCCAAGGAAUACCUACAGUAUCGCAAGGACGUAGAGAAGGAACUCAACAUUCGGUUCCCUCUCUUCAUUCGAGAUACUGCUGCCCAGGCAGGGGCCCGGGACUUUACCGAGAAGGCUAUGAAGUCUAAGUUGGAGCAGCGACCUGAUUUGAUUGAGCGGAUGCUGCCGUCAUAUGCAGUGGGUUGCCGUCGUCCUACCCCCGGGGCUGGCUAUCUCGAAGCCUUAUGUGAAAACAACACCGAGGUCGUCUGGGGCGAGCUAGAUCGUUUCACGGAGAAAGGAAUUCGCUCUGCAGAUGGGACGGAGCGCGAAUUUGAUGUGAUUAUCGCGGCCACCGGAUUUGAUACUUCAUUUGUCCCCAGAUGGCCCAUCAUCGGAGACAAGGGCAUCAACCUGCAGGACGAAUGGCAGAAGAAUCCAGCCUGUUACCUCUCGGCUCUGGCCCAGGAUAUGCCCAACUACUUUGUGUAUCUAGGCCCAGGGAGCCCGGUUGGACAUGGCAGUCUCAUCACCUCCAUCGAGCGCAUUACGCUCUACAUCUCGGAUAUGAUCACGAAACUGCAGCGGGAGAAUUACUCAUCCUUCCAACUCAAACCCAGGAAGGCUUUGUCAUAUCAGUCGCAGAUGCUAACCUGGCUGGAUAAGACUGUCUGGGGUGAUAAUUGCCAGAGCUCGUUCAAGAACGGCACAGUCACUGGGGGGCUCCAUGCCUUCCACCCCGGGUCUCGUCUGCAUUACUUUGAGCUGUUAAGGAGACACAGAUAUGAAGAUUUCGACUGGACUUCGCGGUGUAAUGACACGGAUCUCGAAUACGCUUGGUUCAACAAUGGGUUCCUGUCCCAUGAGUUGAAUCCUGUGGAGGGUGAAGAGGUGGAUCCUACGUGGUACUUGAACCAGGAGGAAGAUAUCCUCACCAGCUUCGUAAACGCUGAGGCUUUCUGA